Molecule: messenger RNA, 732 nt
Organism: Erythranthe guttata (spotted monkey flower)
Lineage: Eukaryota; Viridiplantae; Streptophyta; Magnoliopsida; Lamiales; Phrymaceae
Source: RefSeq, a predicted model, not a curated record
AUGGCUGAUUCCGAAUCUAGAGAGAGAAACGGGAGAAAGAAUAUAGCCAAUAUUCUCAAAGUAUUGGAUUUCGAAGAUACCCCAGAAAGCCGAAAGCUCGAUCCAUGGAUGAUUGAUAUCCUGGCCGCUGCACAACAAAAAGAAAUCGAACAAAAAAAGAAUAAAGGAAAAGAAAUUGCUCGUCCAAGCGAAACGGAUAAUAUUCAUCGUGAUUCUCUUCACGAUAGUCCGAAAGAUCCAACGGCUCAAAAUAUUCGUGCAGGGAGAGCGGCGAAUGCUAAUUUGAUGAGGAAGAUUAUGGAGAAGAUGAAUGGUAACAAUUUGAAGUUCGUAUUUGAAAAAAAAUUGAAAGCUACCGAUAUCGACAAAAGUCAAAAUCGUCUACUAAUAGCCAAGGGAGUUGAGAACGAGUUCCUCAACAAAGAGGAGAAGAUGAAGCUUCAGGAUCGGCCGAACGAGGGAACUUCGAAGCAUAAAGAAUCGAUUAUGGUCAAAAUAUUGGUAUUUGACCAGGAUUGUUAUUACGAGGGUGAAAUUAGGGUUCAUGAGAUAAAGUUGUCAAAAUGGAACGGCGAAAAGUAUGUGAUGAAUGGGAAAUGGGGUCGGCUCGUCGAGGAAUAUAAACUAAAAGAAGACAUGAUCGUGGAGUUGUGGGCUUUUCGGGUGAAUUUGGAACUCCAUUUUGCUCUUAUCAAACUCAAGAACAAAUGUAAAUUCGAAUCGGAUGAAUGA